UUGAGCGAUUUUGAGCUUUCUCCAUAUUUUUCAUGACAUUUUGGUCGCUACUUCUUAUGCUGGACGUUGAUCGCCGGUUCGAACAUUUGUAGCCCCUGUCUCUCUCUCUCCGUCUCUAUCCGUACCCGUCUAGACGUCAAAUGCGAGGGCACCCAUGGUUUUCAUUACAAAAAAAUAACUCGCCUGUUAGAUGAUGCGAUACGUGGACUCGGCUCGAUGCGAAACGUGAAAUAAACAGCUGAUCGAUCCUUUGGGCGUCCAGUCGAUACGAAUAACCCUGUAUUGGUGAUUCGUCAUUCUGCAAAAAAAAAUUGGCAGAGGACUUCCGUCGAGCAGUUGGCCGUCACUUUUUUACCAAUGGAAACAGCGGACUACAAGCUCCUGCUCACCUGCCCGUCUGGACUCUUGCCGUCUCAGUUGUCCGUGGUGUUUGAUCGAUCGUACGAUAGAAUCCCGCAUCCGAACGCUGAAUUGGAGGACUCCAUAGGUCAGAUAUGGGAGGACAGAGUUCAGGGCAAUUCAUCACUAUUCAAUGGGAAGAAGUACCGGUACGGAGGAUAUAGUCUUCGGGAUGGUGGUGAAGCUAAAGGAGUUUCUCAUCCAUGCCUCCACCUUGGCUCGACAGAUUAUCGGACAUUUGUUGGAACAAACUUAAAUCCUUUGUGGGAAAAUUUCCUUGCACUAUCUGAAGUGGUUUUCACUGUAGAUGAUGUCAUAAAGUGCCAACAUACAGCAAGUCCACUGGGUAAUGGCGCAAUUGUAGUAACUGCUGACAAUGAAAUUGUUGUGUUGAGAAGAAGUGAUAAUGUUGGAGAAUUUCCUGGACACUUCGUUUUUCCUGGAGGUCAUCCAGAGCCUGAUGAAGUUGUUCUAGCAACUAGUCAAAAUGGUCAGGACUUCGUCAGCAUUGAGGAACUACACAAGAAGAUCUCCGAAGAGAUUUUUGACAGUAUUGCUCGUGAAGUAGUUGAAGAAAUUGGAGUACCUGCAACAUCUCUGUCAACUCCAGUUUUUAUUGGUCUAUCUCGCAGGAUCUUGAAUGUUAGACCAGCUGCAUUUUUCUACAUGAAAUGCAAUCUGCCAUCCAAGGAAGUCCAUCAACUAUACUCUAGUGCAUUAGAUGGCUAUGAGUCAAUCCAACUUCAUACGGUCUCACCGGUGGUUUUAGAACACAUGAAAAGUAAAAUGCCUGGCUGUCACCAAGGUGGCUUUGCGCUUUAUAAGCUGAUGAUUCAAGCUUCAACAAAUGCAUAGCUGAUUACCCCCACAGCAUAAAGGAACUGUCACCCUUAUUUCUGAUAUUCGAAUCGCUGCGCCAUUUGUCUGAGUACAAUCCCCCUUCAACUUGGUAUGGAAAUUGCAGUUUAGCUUCGGAACCAGGGAUCAUCUUGUAUUCUCAUUUAUGUACGAGACUUGAAAAUGCUAAUACAGAACUGUUUUUGUAACUUAUUACUGCAAAUGGAGGGCUUUGAAGCCGCAUUUUUAUUUAAAACUCCAGCGCAAUGUGAACUCUAUUCGAAUUGCAUCUAUCUCAUUCUCAACUAUACUUACAACAGCCAUAAUGAUACUGCCUAGUCUGAUUCUGUCC
Linum tenue is the source of this 1588-nucleotide messenger RNA. The record is from the annotation of a GenBank genome assembly. NCBI's taxonomy places the organism in Eukaryota, Viridiplantae, Streptophyta, Magnoliopsida, Malpighiales, Linaceae.